Penicillium waksmanii is the source of this 909-nucleotide messenger RNA. RefSeq lists its product as uncharacterized. Lineage: Eukaryota; Fungi; Ascomycota; Eurotiomycetes; Eurotiales; Aspergillaceae. Gene Ontology annotation, biological process: phosphate ion transmembrane transport; oxaloacetate transport; thiosulfate transport. Bases 1 to 909 code for a protein of 302 amino acids. Gene Ontology annotation, molecular function: antiporter activity; sulfate transmembrane transporter activity; malate transmembrane transporter activity. The transcript is spliced from 3 exons. The record is from RefSeq and is a predicted model, not a curated record.
AUGUCUGGAUGCUACCAAAAACACAUAUCUGUUCAUUCUGCUCCACCAGAAAAACAUAACCUACCAGGCGUCAGCUACCCGCGAUGGUUUGGAGGUUCUGCAUCCUGUAUGGCUGUAGUGGUCUCUCACCCUUUCGAUUUGAUCAAGGUUCGCAUGCAGGCAAUCAAAGGUGGUGCUAACCAUGGCUUUGUACGAAUUGGAUUCGAAAUAGUGAAAGGCGAAGGCAUGAAGGGACUUUACUGUGGGGUAUUGACCUAUGGAACGACCCGUAUUGCUCUUUACGAAGAAUUCAAGAAGAUGGGGGACGGCAGAUCUAUGGAUGUGCCAACGCUGGCUGGAAUGGCCGCAAUUUCUGGGUUUUGUGGUGCUCUUGUGGGAACACCUUCCGACAUCGCAAAUAUUCGCAUGCAAAAUGAUCGUUCAUUACCGCCCGCAUACCGCCGCAACUACCGCAACGUGAUUGAUGCAUGGUUACAAAUGAAACGGACAGAAGGCUGGAAAUCUUUCGCCCAGGGUCUAUGGCCCAACUGCUUCCGCUGUGCAAUCAUGACUACCAGUCAACUUGUUUCCUACGAUAUAUUUAAGACAGCAUUGCAAUGGAGCCUAGGGAGUAAGAGCGAAAGCACAUUGAUCCACCUUUCAGCAUCCUUACUCGCUAGUCUUGUAGCCACUACACUCGUCAGCCCUAUGGAUGUCAUACGCACCCAGUUAAUGAGCUCCUCCCAAAGGACGUCUCUUUGGAGGAUUCUACAGGGUCUUAUGCAGGCAGACGGCUGUCGCUGGGUAUUUCGGGGCUGGACGCCGAGCUUUGUUCGUCUAGGCCCACAAACCAUGGCCACAUUAGUAUUCUUGGAGCAGCACAGGAAGAUCUACCGAUCAUGGAAAGGGUACAAAGGUAUUAGACCUUGA